CCUGAUCUUUCAAGGAUAACUCCUCCCAUUACUUCAUUUACAUGAAAGACCUCAAGAAAACUCGAUUCACUGCAGCCUUGCACAGCAUCAAGAAAUCAUUGUUUCGAAAACCUCGCAAGAAUUAAAGGGUGAAUUUAAAGCAUAGUCGCCUUUGAAAUAAGUCAUUGAAGGUGUUUUCAACUUAACACAACUGUUCCAAAGAGAGAAAAACGCAUUUCAAAUUGAAAGUAUUGCGUUAAUACAGCAAUGAUGCACAAUAGAAUCCUGGUGACCUUUAUGGCUUUGGUAUUACCAGUUUAUGUGGAAGCGAUCCAUGGGAUGUACCCGUUCGGCCAUCCUGAAUUAUUUUACAAGAAGAGUAAUUGCAAGCCCAUCCCGACCACCCUGCAUCUGUGCCACGACAUUGAGUACUCAGAAAUGAGGCUGCCCAACUUGCUGGGGCACGAGACCAUGAAGGAGGUCCUCCAGCAAGCAUCCUCUUGGAUCCCCCUGGUCCAAAAGCAGUGCCACCCUGACACCAAGAAGUUCCUUUGUUCUCUUUUUGCUCCGGUGUGUUUGGACGAACUGGACGAACCGAUACAGCCGUGUAGAACGCUCUGUGAGCGCGUGGAACAGAGCUGCGCUCCGGUUAUGUCUGCUUUUGGCUACCCCUGGCCCGACAUGUUAAAUUGCAGCCGCUUCCCAGAAGACAACGAUCUGUGCAUCCCUCCAGCAAUUGUCGAUCAUGUUGUGCCAACUACAAAAGUGCCCAAGGUGUGCGACGCCUGCAAAGACAAGGAAGAGAACGACAACGAGAUUAUAGAAAAUCUUUGUAAAAAUGAUUUCGCCCUAAAGAUAAAAGUGAAGGAGAUCUCGUACAUCAACGGAGACACCAAAAUCAUCCUGGAUACAAAGAGCAAGACCAUCUACAAGCUGAAUGGCGUGACGGAACGAGAUCUGAAGAAGAAUGUGCUCUGGCUCAAAGACGGCCUGCAGUGUACUUGCGAUGAAAUGAAUGACAUCAACGCCCCCUAUUUAGUGAUGGGACAAAAGCAGGACGGGAACCUGGUCCUAACCUCUAUAAAAAGAUGGCAACGAGGGCACAGAGAGUUUAAGAGAAUCUCUCGCAGCAUUCGCAAACUGCAGUGUUAAUUAAGCACACCCCUCAACGCCCUUGCUUUUCCCUUUAGUAACAAUAAUUAUCCUUCUGCACUUCUGAAGCACUCUGCAGGCUUUUCAACAGUUUACAUAUCGUGGGAGCCAAUGUUAAUGAUGCUCAGAGGUUAUCAGCAUAUCAAAUAUCGACCCAUUUAUAAAAUAAUCAGAAAAGAAGGCUCCAUUACAGUGCAUUUACAUUAACACUAUAUAUAUAUAUAUAUAUAUAUAUAUAUAUAUAUAUAUAUAUAUAUAUAUAUAUAUAUAUAUAUAUAUAUACAUACAGUGCCUUGCAAAAGUAUUCAGACCCCUGACAAAUUCUCUCAUAUUACUGAAUUACAAAUGGUACAUUGAAAUUUCAUUCUGUUUGAUAUUUUAUUUUAAAACACUGAAACUCAAAAUCAAUUAUUGUAAGGUGACAUUGGUUUUAUGUUGGGGAAUAUUUUUAAGAAAAAUAAACAACUGAAAUAUCUUGCUUGCAUAAGUAUUCAACCCCCACACAUUAAUAUUUGGUAGAGCCACCUUUCACUGCAAUAACAGCUUUAAGUCUUUUGGGGUAAGUAUGUACCAGCUUUGCACACAGUGUCGGAGUGAUUUUGGCCCAUUCUUCUUGGCAGAUUUGCUCCAGGUUGUUCAGGUUGGUUGGACGACGCUUGUGAUCCGCAAUUUUCAAAUAGUGCCACAGAUUCUCAAUGGGAUUGUUUUUGUUCUUGAGCCACUGUUGCUUUGGCCUUGUGCUUGGGAUCAUUGUCCUGCUGAAAGGUGAAUUUCCUCCCAAGCUUAUUUUUUUUAGCGGACUGAAGCAGGUUCUCUUGCAGUAUUUCCCUGUAUUUUGCUCCAUCCAUUCUUCCUUCAAUUUUAACAAGAUGCCCAAUCCCUGCUGAUGAGAAGCAUCCCCACAGCAUGAUGCUGCCACCACCAUACUUCACUGUAGGGAUGGUGUGUCUUGAGGCAUGGGCAGUGUUAGGUUUGCGCCACACAUAGCGCUUUGAGUUUUGGCCAAAAAGCUCUAUCUUGGUCUCAUCUGACCACAAAACCUUUUCCCCACAUCGCAGCUGGGUCACUCUCAUGCUUUCUGGCAAACUCCAGACGUGCUUUCAGAUGGUACUUUUUGAGUAACGGCUUCUUUCUUGCCACUGUGCUCACUGGGAUAUCCAAACACGUGGAUAUUAUUUUGUAUCCUUUCCCUAAUCUAUGCAUUUGUACUACUUUAUCUCUAACUUCUGUAGAAUGCUCUUUGGUCUUCAUUUUCCUUCAGAUUCACAGCCAGACUAAUGAUCCUUCAACAGUAGGGUUUUUAUCCAGAAAAUGUGACAGCAAUUUUAAUGGUUCACAGGUGGAGGCUAAUGGUAAGGUAAUUGUGUCCUCGUUAGGGCAAUUUCUUUCAUCGGUGUAAACUGGGAGCUUCCACAGCACAGGGGUUGAAUACUUAUGCAAGCAAGAUAUUUCAGUUUUUUAUUUUUCUUAAAAAAUAUUUUCCAACAUAAAUCCAAUGUCUUACAAUAAUUGAUUUUGAGUUUCAGUGUUUUAAAAUAAAAUAUCAAACAGAACGAAAUUUCAAUGUACCAUUUGUAAUUCAGUAAUAUGAGAGAAUUGGUCAGGGGUCUGAAUACUUUUGCAAGGACGCCUUUAUCCAAGGCGACUUACAGAGACUAGGGUGCGUGAACUAUGCAUCAGCUGCAGAGUCACUUACAAUUACGUCUCACCCGAAAGACGGAGCACAAGGAGGUUAAGUGACUUGUUCAGGGUCACACAAUGAGUCAGUGGCUGAGAUGGGAUUUGAACUGGGGACCUCCUGGUUACAAGCCCUUUUCUUUAACCACUGGACCACACAGCCUCCUAUAUAUAUAUAUAUAAGUCAAGCGACAAUUAAAAUAAUGCAUUAAAAAAAUAAAAACAUUUAGGAAACAUUUAGUUUUUGAUUUCUGUCUUGUCUGUCGCCAGAUUGUGGUGGUGAAAUACAGUUUUAUUUUAACAACUGCAUGAUAAGGGGUGUGUUUCACUAUAACACUUAACAUUUUUUUUCACAUAUGAACCAUUUAAAUAUGUUGUCUAUGUUUUGUGCCUAAAAGUACAGUAUUAGCCUUACUGUAAUAUAGUCUGCUCAAGAGUUGUAAAAUACUGCUUUAGCUUACACUGUAAAUAUUUCUGAUAAACAUUUUAUUCUUGUAUAUAUGUUUUGAACUGUCAAUUUUGUUUACUUUACACUUAUAAUACUUUUUUGUAGCCCUCCCCGUUAACAUUUCAUUUUGGCUUGAAACUAAAGAAUUAAUCAAUCAAAACAUUUUAAAGAUAUCUAUUUUAGAUGCACAAAAAAUGUUUCCUUACAUAAACAUCAGUCUGACAGUGUAAAGUAUAUAGGCCUGAACAUUAAAAGGUGUUUAAAAUCUAUUGCAAAUUUUUAAACAUUUGGAUUUACAUUGUGGAUAAAACUGGGUAGAACAACUAUAUCAGUUUCCAUUGAUUAUCUUGCAACAACAAAGUGAAAAAUAUGCGUUGCACCCCAGUUAGCUGAAAUUAAUUUAAUGUAAUCUGAUGUAUUAACCAAUGUGUAGGCUUAGCUUAUGUUUGCCGUAUGCAGUACCUAUUUUCGUGUGUUUAUACCAAAUAAACAAAAACAUGUAUUUAAAAGCA
Molecule: messenger RNA, 3768 nt
Organism: Acipenser ruthenus (sterlet)
Lineage: Eukaryota; Metazoa; Chordata; Actinopteri; Acipenseriformes; Acipenseridae
Product: secreted frizzled-related protein 2
Exons: 3
Coding region: 247-1131 (294 amino acids)
Biological process (GO): non-canonical Wnt signaling pathway; canonical Wnt signaling pathway; negative regulation of canonical Wnt signaling pathway
Molecular function (GO): Wnt-protein binding
Source: RefSeq, a predicted model, not a curated record